Messenger RNA from Octopus sinensis (East Asian common octopus), 6005 nucleotides. Its product is annotated as SH3 and PX domain-containing protein 2B. The coding region runs from base 129 to 611 and encodes 160 amino acids. Gene Ontology annotation, biological process: superoxide anion generation. The record is from RefSeq and is a predicted model, not a curated record. NCBI's taxonomy places the organism in Eukaryota, Metazoa, Mollusca, Cephalopoda, Octopoda, Octopodidae. The transcript is spliced from 3 exons. Gene Ontology annotation, molecular function: phosphatidylinositol binding; superoxide-generating NADPH oxidase activator activity.
ACACGAACGUAGCACUGAGAAAAUAAACCAAUUCCAAGUGUGUACGAGUGAGAGUGAGAGCGAGAGUGUGGAGUCGAGUCGAGUCGAGUCUAACCUCACGCCUCCACUCAAUAUUGUAGACCUACAAGAUGGCGUCAAGUGUUUGGAACUCACUAACUUGCAAUAACUUGUUUGUUGCUUUCGCUGCCGUUACUGGGUUUGUGGAGAAGAAAGAAGGCCAGAAUGUGGAUUAUGUGUUCGUUGUGGAGGUGCUGUGGUCCGAUGGACGGACCACUUACGUAAAACGGACUUAUAAUGACUUCGAAGCGUUACAAAGGGACUUGGAAACCUUCGUUAAAACCGAGAAACAUACAUUUGAAGGUUCCAACCCAUUCCCCCGUUUAGAAGGACGCAAAUUUUUCCGUAAAAAUGAUCGCAAAUUAGCUGAAAGCCGAGAAUUGGAAUUACACAAAUUUGUAAAAGAGAUUUUGUUGAUGCAUCCACAGAUGUCCAGUAGUCCAGUUAUUGUUGAGUUCUUUGAAGCCCGUUCGCAUGACCCAAUUCCACCGAUGAGAGAACCUUUGGAAACCACAGACUUCUACGAGAUGGACGAAUACGAUGCCUACACAUGAACACCACCCAAGACAGUCUCUGCUGCUGUUGAUGUACAUAAAACAAGGAACAGGCCUGGCUCUAGCUACUAUUGCUACCAAAAAUUUGGUACGGUUCUAAAGAAGACGUGAACAACUGUUGAAUUCAGUUUAUUAUUUUUUUUUUGUAUACAUAUAAUAAUAAUAAUAUUGUUUUUGUUGUUAUCCUUUUUUUUUUAUCUUAAGAUCUGAGAAAAAUAUCUCUAUGAAUUUCUCCACACAAGAGAAAAUUGUGUGUUUUUGAUUGUGUGUAUAUAUAUACAUAUAUAUACAAACAUAUUCAUACAUAGAGUGAAAGAAUUGAAAUCUUAUUUGUCUUCUUUGGUGACUUUGUUUUUUAACCUUUGAACUCUGGUUUGUCACAACUAUUGUAAACAUCAUUAAUAUCUUCAUUGCUUUCAUCAGCAUCCUCAUCAGCUGUAACAACAGAAACACCACUGAAUUAAUUGAAUUUCACCAAAUGUUUGUCUGAAGGGAACUCACCUUCACAAAACCUACUAACGACCCCACCCCCCGCCUCCGUGUUUCGUCUUCACUUUGAAUCUUUGUAUUUAUAAAACGACAUCCAGUAAACGUGUAUCAUUUCUUGUGGACUGCACUCUUCUUGUAUGCUAACUUUAAACUAAUCGAGUGAGAGUGUAUGUGUGUGUGAGUGUGAGUGACAUGGUCAAACCAGACAAUCUUCGUGUCUUGUUUUUGUUGAUGUUGUUUUAUUUCUGACAGAAGAUAAUAUUUUCUUCUUUCCCUCAUCUUUGCUUUUCUCUGGGGAUCUUCCGACUGAGAGAAGAUAUUCUAUUUCACUUUCAUCUCUGCCGUCUUCUGCUGCUCUUCUCAGUAUCUAUUAAAACCACCUCCUACUCACACAACACACACACAUAUCCUUCUUUACCAAUGUUUCCAAUUUAUUCCAACCUCAAGCAUUUUCUGAUAAAUUAAUUGUUGUGGAAUUUAAAAAAACAAAAACAAAAUAGGAAUUACCCCCCCCCCCCUCAAAUUACCAAAUUUUCAUUAUUCACUGCCUGACUGUCAAAUACUAAAUAGGUAAUAUUUAUUAACUGUCAGCUGCCAUCACAAUAAACCAAAAUAUUGGAACAUAUUCUUUCUCUCACCAUUUAAUUACUUUCAAUUCAAACAAUAAUUGCCGAAUAUUGUUGACGAAAAAAAUACAACAAUAUAUAAAACAAACAGAAUAAAUUAAAUCUGUAAUUACUGCUGUUGUUAAUUAAUCAAAUUUGUUUAAUCAAAUCUGUGUUUGUUGAUUUUUAUUUCUAACACAUUGUUAGUAAAAAAAAAAAAAAAGUGAGUUUGAAUGACUCAUUACCAUAGCAACGGGCAGUGACUCAUCUCCAUAGCAAUUGAGAUGCAUAAAAGUCAACAGACCAAUUUUAAAAAAAAUACCACUCUAUUGUGUUCAUAGAAAAAAAACAAAAAAAAGAUGACUAAAAAAUCUCAGCUGAUAGAAAAUCCUCACAGACAAACUCCGACGUGGUUCUGGUCCCCUUCUUGCUCAACCCGGUCCUCACCCAUUUUCUCUCUAGAUCUCUUCACACCCUCACCCAACGUCUUCCUUACUACAAAAGAUUCUCUCAAGCUUACUGAACAUCUUAUCAACCAUCAACAGACUCGUUUUUUCCAACAAAUAAUCUCAGACAACCUCCCCCCACCUGCAGGAAAACUUCUUCUGUCUUCAAAAUGUUUGGGGGUAGAUGGAGGGCAGGGUUAAAUUUUACCGAUUUCUUUACAUCUUUCAAUGUCUUUAUUCCUGCAACUAAAUUGUUCCAUUAAAAUAUUUAUUGGAAACUCUGCAAAAAUAUUCCGACUCCACCAAAAUGAAAUCUUUUGGAAAAACAAACGGAAAUCUUUUUGCUUAGAAUCUGUCAUUCUAAAUAAAGUCUGUUAAUUACGUCAGUCGUUAUUGGCAUCAAGCUGAACCAUUUCAUCCUGAUUUUGAGACUGUCCUGAAGGAAUUAUUAUUAUUGAGAAUCUCUACUAAAAUGGUUAGAUUUUUCCAGAGGAAUUUCCCUAAGAUAAAAUCUCUGUAUUUGGAAUUUUGUUGGAUAAAGUUUUUCAGUAUUUUCUCACAAAAGAACAAUUAACCAUUUUCUAAACAAACAAAAUAGAAAUCUCUUUUUUUUUACAUUUUUCAUUUCCUUGAAUAAAUAUUUGUUUUAUACAAAAUAUUUUUUCUGUUUCUUGGGAAGGUCAUGACCCCCCCCCACUCCAAUACUAUUUCACUAUUUAUUCUUUAUUUACCUUUUUUUAAAAAAUAUUCCUUCAGUUUUAAUGCUUUUGCAAAAAUCAAGUGUUUAGUUUAGCAAUCGUAUAUAAUGUAUCCACCUAUCUAAAAUAAUGUGAGGUUGCUAAGCAAUCAAAGCAGCAUUGUAUAUAUAUCUAUGUACUUCCUUCACUUAUGACCCUGGCAAGGGCUGAUGGAUGAGUGCCACACCAAUUUGGUUUGCCCUGUUCUUAUCAAAUCAGUCAAAGUAGAACCAAAAGAGUCAUCACUUAGUGUUUGACAAGAUCUUUUUACUUUUGUCGACUUUCAAAGCCAUUUGUACAAUUCUGCUGCAGCAUUUCAUUGGUCGAAGCCCGUGAUUCCCACUGGUGGGGCAUGGUAGGAUUUUGGUGAGGGGCAUGCUUAGGAUUAAGUUGAAUUUAUACCUUCUGUACACAAUGUUUAGUAUACCAAAAAGAGAAAGGGGGCAACUCGAGAAUGAGUUGAUAAAAAAAAAUCUUUACAUCCCUUCCAGGGAUAUAAAAAUUUUAUCAAAUUUUGACACUUUAGAGACAUCAGGUCAUUCACAUCAUUUUUCAGGUGUUCAUAAGAUUGGAUGUCUCUAAAGUGGAAAUUAUCUUAUUUCCACUUUAGAGACAUCAGGUCAUUUAAGCUGUUCAGAAGAUCUGAUGUCUCUAAAGUGGAAAUAAGAUUAGUGUGUGUUUCUUACACAUUUUUAAAGAAAAUUUUGUUUCCGAGUAAUAUUGUAAGCAUUAAUCAUAUUUUGAAUAACAAAAAUUAAAUAUCAGGAUUUUAGAAAUGAUUUGAAGGGGAAUGGCCAAAAAUCAGUUGGGAACCAUUUAAGACUUACCUUUGAAUUUGCUGAUUCUGACCAAUAUAUUUAUUCUUUGAUUAGCAUUCAGUAAUUAUCAAUGUAUAAUUACAUUUUCUAUCUCGUCAGUUUUCUUUUUAUCACAAUGGUCACUGUUAAUUAAUUGAUGACCAUAGAUAUUAAUUAAGGGUGGUCUCCGUUCCAUUCAAAAUGACCCUCAGCAGAUUCCAAUAAACCCAGAACUAAAUGAGAAGAGCCAACCAAAGUCUCUCCAGUUUGAUAUUUAAGAAAAAAGAAAACAUAGCAAACCUGUUUGUAGCUGUGAAAGCUAUUCUUUAUAAUUCAUGCAAAGAGCACAAUUUGAAGGUCUAGAAAUCUUGAAUAAUAAAUUCUUGCAUUGAGAAUCUUAUUUUCCAAGAGAUUCUUUUGCUAAAUCUACCUGAAAACCUGUUGUCUUUAAAAUUGUUUCAAGAAUAAACAUACAGACAUAUAUAUAUAUACAAAGGUUUAUUUACAGUGUCAACCCAUCUGAUAUUAUUAAUAGCAUCUCUUUGAUGGAACCCCUUUCAUCACAUCUCUGCUCUCGUCUCACACCCAUUUCUCUUGCAUUUAAAUCUUUCUUCAUUUCUUUGGCUUUUCUGUCAGGAAUUUUUGUUUUUCUUCUCAACAUUGACUGCCAACACUGGUGACCCUAAUUUUUUAAUUAACCUUUUUUUUUUUAUGUACUACUAAUGAAUGUGUUCAUUGCUUUAGCUGUUUUAUUUCUCCAACCGUGACGUGUGGCCCAGGAAGUUUCAUUAAUCCACGAUGCCAUAUCAUUUCAAGAGUUGCCAUUAUUGGUAUCUCUCCAGAUUAUGAAGUUCUUGGAUGUAGUCUGUCUGCCAUUAUUUUACUGUUAUCUCUUCUGUGAAGAGGAUCCUAACCAUCAAUCACUGGUAUUCUGGGGGGGGGGGUCUGCCAAUCAACAUCCUUCCCUCCCCCCAUUCCCAGCCCCACAAUGUCGACUGAUCUGGUAUCAGUGAGAAUCAGCAGAAGUGUUUAGACUUCGCCCCAAAUCAGUGAUUUUAAGCACCAACUUCUUCAGAUUGACUCUGAAAUCCCUCUUUAUCAGUAAAAUAUCUCUAUUAACAUAAUGGUGACAAAAAGCUGGACACAGACAAACUGUUUCCAGUCAAAGAACUGAAAAAUGGGGUCAAAAUUAUUUUUGCCAAUUCCAGCCAUCAACAGGAGAAAUAAAAACAUUUUGUUGUUUCAUAAAUUUUAGAGUUUCAGCUGAAACAUUUAAUCAAAACUGUUCAUCUUUCUCAAAUUGUUCGUUAGCAACCUGCACCAGGUUAAUUAAUUGUCAUGUCAACAUGUUAAUUAGUGUCAACAAAGAUUUUUCAAGUCAUAAAUUGGAGAUUCUCGUGUUGAAUCUCCAAUAUUUCUUUCUAGAUUGAAACUAAAUUCAAUUCCAAUUUGGAUUUCCAAGAUUCUGAAAUUCUUGAAGGUAAAAUAUGAUCAAGAAAGAUUCAAACAUUGAUUGGUUUGAACCAAAUCCACCCCAAUCAAAAUGUAUUUACACUAGCCCCUCUAUAAUAUGUAGAUAUAUAUAUACACACAUUUAUAUAUAUAUAGAUAUUUUCUCAAAAUGUUUCACUACAAAUUGAUCAAUUAUCAAAGUUAACUAAUUGGACAUUUCUAUAUUUCUAUUAAAGAUUUAAGCAAAAUGGAAUUUUUAAACUAAUGACUAUUCUUAGUUGAUUGAUUUUUCUUUUAUCAAUAAGAUUCUUCUGAAUAUUGACAUAGACACAUUGGUGUGUGUGUGUGUGUGGAAGACAGAAACAUGGGACCUUAUUUACAAGAUAUGUAAUUAUUAUAAUCAAGACACAUUGUCAAAUCAGAGAAAUGUGUAACUUUUAUAGGAAAGAAACAAAUGAAUGCAGUAGUGUUACCUAUAGAAAUUACACAUUCUCUGAUGAUUUGACAAGACUUAGUUAUUGCAAAUGACAUUAAUGCCUUGUGUCAAUGAAACAUGUGUCAGCUGGUGGAAGUAAAUAAUUUCUCAUGUUCUGGUGUGUGUGUGUUUGUGUGUACACACGUUUGUUAGUUUUAUGUUCUUUUUACCAUGCUAGUAUGGAAAGAACAGUUGUACAAGGAAGGAACACUUAACAGUGAAAGUGGAGCAUGAUACCCAGGUAUAUAAGGGUGGGAUUGACUUCUUGUUGUAUUCCGAUUCACUUUUGCUGAGGAAAUGGUUUUGUGAGAAUGUAAAAUUAUUAGAACGGGUGUACAAAUGGAAGAUUCAAAAUGUUGAUAGAUUCAUUACUUCCGAACUGUGUAUGUGUGU